AUGGGGUAUGACUUCUGGCUGCGCACCAUUCCCCUUCAGAACGUCCUGCAGCUGCUCAAUGAUAUUCCUUUUGUUGGUGGCAGCUUGCCAUCUAAUGAUGGCAAGAAGAAGAAAAAUGGGAAGAAAGCAGGAAAAAAAGAUAAAGAUCCAGUCAACAAGAUCGGAGGCAAGGCCAAGAUGGUGAAGAGGGGUAAGGGAAAAGUAAGAGGCAAGCUAAACAACCAGAUUCUGUUUGAAAAAGCCACCUAUGAGGACGUAUCCAACUACAAACUGAUCACACCUGCAGUCAUCUCUGAAAGAUUAAAGGUCAGAGGUCUUCUGGCCAGACCUGCCCUUCAGGAACUCCUUACAAAGGGGGUGAUCAAGCCAGUGUGCAAAUGUAAUGUUCAAGUUAUCCAUACACAAAACACCAAGGGAGAGGAUGCACCAGUCGCUGCAGAUGAUGCAUAA
Molecule: messenger RNA, 450 nt
Organism: Pristis pectinata (smalltooth sawfish)
Lineage: Eukaryota; Metazoa; Chordata; Chondrichthyes; Rhinopristiformes; Pristidae
Product: 40S ribosomal protein S25-like
Cellular component (GO): cytosolic small ribosomal subunit
Molecular function (GO): structural constituent of ribosome
Source: RefSeq, a predicted model, not a curated record